GCAAACAGAAAGCAAGUGAAGGCAGCAUAUCAGACGCCCGAUGGAGCGGCUCGGUAUCCCAGCAACCACAGACGCCACCGCUCCGCUUCGUCUUGCUGCAGAUUCGCUUUUCUGAGGUUUUAUAACCUUUAUCGAGUGAUUUUUUUUUUUUAGCCAGGAGGAUGGACGUAUCACUCCAGGCACAAACCAAACCACUUUCUACCUUGUCUGCCUUCAGUUACAUCCCAACGCGACGAAAGGAGCCAAAAGAAAUGUCCUACUUUGACAAGGACUCAAAGGUCACAGAAGUCUCCAUGUAUGACCAAGUGUACCACCAGGCUGAGGGUUAUGAUAUCAAACUGCACCGGGAUGACAGAAAACACUAUAAAGGAAGAGGACUAGACAUAAACGAAGAGGAGAAGUCCAGAGCUGUGCCGGUGCUGUCCUCUUCAGAAUACGGCCGUCGUCCUGUCCCCGUCCUCUAUGAAACAGGCCGGCAGCAUGCACGUGUGGCUUGCAUAAAAGCUGAAUUUUUCAUGAGAAACGGAAUCAUCUGGAAUGUGGCAGAAGGAUACGGAUCAGUAGCCCCCAUUUGAAAGCCUGAAGUAUCUCAGCAAGAGAUCGGAGUGUUCUCACUGUGAAAGCAUUGAAGAAUAAACAAGUGUUGUAGUGUGUAGAAUUCACUUCAC
Messenger RNA from Xiphias gladius (swordfish), 668 nucleotides. It is a transcript of the gene cfap90, whose product is annotated as chromosome 24 C5orf49 homolog. NCBI's taxonomy places the organism in Eukaryota, Metazoa, Chordata, Actinopteri, Istiophoriformes, Xiphiidae. The coding region runs from base 162 to 575 and encodes 137 amino acids. The record is from RefSeq and is a predicted model, not a curated record. The transcript has 3 exons.